AUGGGAAUACACAAUUUAUUGCCCUUCGUAAAGAAUGCAUGUCGUCAGGGAAAUAUCAGUGAAUUUGCGCAUCAGUCAAUUGCUGUAGAUGUUAGUUGUCUGUUACAUCGAGGAUUGAUAGGCUGCGCUGAUAAAGUUGCUCAAGGAUGUGAAACCGAUUUUUACAUACACUAUGUAUCGAAAUACGUGAAGGCUUUACUCACAAUUGGUUGUCACGUUAUUCUUGUUUUUGAUGGACAAAUGCUGCCUGCUAAAAAAGAAACUAAUAGUUCACGACGCGAAAAACGUGAUUUUCAUAAGCAAAGGGGUGAUUUAUUGAUGAGCGAAGGUAGAGCCAGUGAAGCUUACGAUUGUUUCAAACGUAGUGCUUCAUUAACACCCAAAGUGAUUGAAAACACUAUUCAGGCAUUUCGACGUCUGAAUAUGGUUGAUGUUAUCGUAGCUCCUUAUGAGUCAGAUGCGCAACUGAUGUUUCUAACCAAAACAAAAAUGGCGCAAGCAGUAGUUACUGAAGAUUCUGAUCUCAUUGCUUUCGGUUGCGAAAAAAUAAUUUUCAAAAUGGACCCUACUGGAUCUUGUGUUAUUUUUGAUCAAAACUUAUUGCCGAAAUGCCUGUGUAGAGCACUUGCAGAAAAUUUUGAUUUUGACAAGUUUCGGAGAAUUUGCAUUCUUUCCGGAUGUGACUACUUACAAGCAGGUCUUCCUGGAGUGGGCUUAAAUAAAGCAGCAGCUUUUUUCGCAAAAACUAGUGAUAAAAAUUUAAAUCAGGUACUACCUCGACUUCCACGAUACCUCAACAAGAAUUCCUUAAAAGUGAGCAAACAGUUUAUUAGCGACUUCAUUCGUGCCGAAAAUACAUUUCUUUAUCAAAUUAUUUUCGAUCCGGUUGAGAAACGACAGCGCCCAUUAAAUGAAUAUCCGCUGCAUCAGCAAAGCGGUAAGGAUGAUAAUGAAUUUAAUUCGAGUAGCCAAGGAAGUGAUGAUCAUUUUUCUUAUGCGGGAAGUAUUCAACCACCAGAAAUUGCUAUGAGUUUGGCCUUAGGAAAUAUCCCUGGUAGUUCUCAAACUGAACAAAUAAUCCUACCUGAAAAUGUGCCCGAUUGGUCAAUUUGGAGCCCCAACUAUAAAAAUGCAGAAAUGCGACAAAAGGAAAAAUGUAAUGAAGAAACCAGAAAAAAAUCAUCAUGUGGUAUACUCACGGUAACUGUUGCAAGUCUGCGAGUUCAAAAUUUUCUGUUAAUUGGUGGUAGUAGUAAAGCAGAGCGGAAUAUGUGUGACAAAAAUUUUGAGAAAGCUAUUUUAGUUUCAGAAGAAGAGUGGAUUGAGUCUUCCCGACCACCACCGCUGCGUAUUUCUAAUUCCUUGCCGACAAUAGAUUCCAAAAUAUUGACAAGUAGUUCAACCAGCGACAACGACGACUUUGUUUCAUCUGAAAGAACGAGGGAUUUACAUAAAAAAUUAUUAGUAGAAACUUCAAAAACCAAUCAAAUUUUAACAAAAAUCGGUUAUAAAUUGUCGCCUGUUCAUUCUAUUGGUGUUACAAGAAGUGGGAACGGCGCCCGUCGAAACUGGAACUGUGAUCAUCUCCUAAAAGAAUUUACUACUGCAACAAACAUGCUACAAAAAAAUUCUGCAAACUCUUAUCACGAAAUACCUGUUAAAAAAUCGCGCAAGGCUGCUGAAGACGACCAUAUUAAUCAAAGCAACCAUGUUGAUGACCAUAUCAUACCCGUCACGUCAUCUGAAGCGUCACGCAGCAGUAUAUCCUGUAGCAAAUAUUUUUUAAAUAAAGGCUCAAAAACAAGUGGUCUUUUACGACGUUCACUUUCUUCGCGCGUUGUGCCCAGCAUUUCUCAAACAGAAUUAUCUCAGACAGAUAGCGAUGGGUCUCAAGAUAUUUUGGAAAAAGCAAAUUCAGAUAUGCCAGACGAAAGGUUUCAUAUAGAUAGGCAGGAAGAACGCGUUCUAAGUCCAACAUUUUUUGAGUGGAAAAGUGAAGGUUUCAAAAUAUGCAAAGCAGGUCAUUCAAUAGACUGUAUAGAUUCUGAUAUGUAUUGCUUCACAUGGAUAGCUGAAAAUAGUACAAAAUGCGAUCUGAUUAAUGAGUUUCCAAAUAGUCAUUGCAAAAAGAGCUGUCAACUUUGUAACUCAGAUUUAACCCCAAAAGAGUAUGAUUUGAAGAAAAUUCCGGUAACUCUUAAAAGUAUAGCAUUUCUGAUCGGUAAAUGGCGUUCUGAAUUUGGUGGUAAAGCAGUUUUUCCAACAAUUCCAACAUUUACCUAUGGCGAAGAGAUUGAUUUUAAAUUAAUUACCAAAGGCGAUCGCGUGCUCGAUGUGCUUAACUAUACAGCGAGAGCGUGGGAUAACUGGGAUGGGAAGGAAAUGCAUGCGGAAUACGGUUUUUUAUCGGUUGUCAAUAACAAUGGUACCGAUCUCAUUUCACUAAAUACGGUUAUGAGCAACGGUUUUAUCAUAAUAGAGGAAGGCGAAGAACAUGACCUUUCGAUUGAAUUGCGUAUGCGACGAAUUGGAAGAAUUACUUUCAGUCACGAUCUCCCAGUCCUCAGGAUGUCAAGAAUUUGGACAUUGCUGGACGCUACACAUUUAGAAGCUCGUCUAUCGAUCAGUACUGUAAACCAUCGUGAGAUAAUGGAACAUACAAGUAUUAUCUAUGAUAGGAUAUAUCCGUAA
Acanthocheilonema viteae is the source of this 2691-nucleotide messenger RNA. NCBI's taxonomy places the organism in Eukaryota, Metazoa, Nematoda, Chromadorea, Rhabditida, Onchocercidae. The record is from the annotation of a GenBank genome assembly.